This is a messenger RNA of Neurospora crassa OR74A, 4097 nucleotides long. RefSeq names its product phosphatidate cytidylyltransferase. Gene Ontology annotation, biological process: dolichyl monophosphate biosynthetic process. Gene Ontology annotation, molecular function: dolichol kinase activity. Lineage: Eukaryota; Fungi; Ascomycota; Sordariomycetes; Sordariales; Sordariaceae. The transcript has 2 exons. Bases 1200 to 4016 code for a protein of 938 amino acids. Gene Ontology annotation, cellular component: endoplasmic reticulum membrane. The record is from RefSeq and is a predicted model, not a curated record.
UUAAGAACAUCUACCAUAUUGUAGGUGCGGUGUGGGACAUUGGACUUUCCAGGUUGCCAUCAUAGGUUGUCAUCACAACCUGAAUAUCAUUUUUCUUACUAAACCAUUAUACGGACCCUGUCUCGAGACGGCAACUGAUGCCUCGAACGUGGUGUCAUCGACUGACAUGAAAGCCAUCAGCAGCCACUUCAGCAAUCACCCAUUACUGCCAAGUAGACGAGAUGUCCCCCAGAGCGAGUCGACCCCACGGGGUCGAGGUACGUAUAUAACACCUCUCAUAGUGCGGUAGGAGAGUUGUUGGGAUGGGUGAUGUGAUCGUUCUAGGUUCUCCUGGGAUAUUGGCAAUCAUGAAACCUUGCUGGGCAAUAAGGCUCAAGUAUAGGUAACCGGCCUCUUACACGUGACGAAUCUGACCUCAGGCUCCGUGGAGGUGCCUCAACCGCCAUCCAUGACACAACCUGAUGUCUUUGACAUCGCCCGAUCACGAACUGCGGAUGCCCUGUGGCUGAAGAUUGCAUGGCUCGGCACUGGCAAGACUGGCUGGGUAGAGGUAGGUAGGUAAGGUAUGUAGUGUCGCGGCGGCCUACACUGCAGCGGCGCUACAGUGGCCCAUGCUUCACUAAGCCCGGCACCGAACCUUGUCGCCCACGCCGUGUUCCUGGAUCGUCAACCUUCCAAAACCUAAGGUGGGACUCGAAACAGGAUGCCGCCUGCUGGGCUCCAACCACCGACGACCGGACCGCAUCCAAGCUACAGUACCCCCCUCCCCCUCGCUGGACCAUUUCUCUUUCAUGUGAUUGUGGGUGUGCGUAGAAUAGCUUCUGGAAAGAUCAGAGAAAAGUGGACGAUAUACGACAGAAACAACAGAUUAUUCCAACCCUCUUUGAAAAUACCAUUCUUAGCGUCAGGCUAUCCGUCUAGUCAAAGAUUUCGACAUCGAAUUAUGUGGCCUUUCACACUUGACAGCUCUCUGAAAUACAGGUGACUGCCGCAAUUCAGGGUCCCCAAACACUUUCUUGUCCCCUCCAACAAUCAACAUCCACACAACACUUUCGACCACGACUUCGACAGCUCGCCAUUCAACCGAUCCAAGCCAUUGGCUACCAGACGGGCAUAGCACAUCAUCUUCGCCAUUUCCGAAGUCCGUUCGAUGUAGUCCGAGGCCCGAGCCACGAAGCACAAAGCUCAAAACCUCGACCAUGUCAGAGCAUCUCCGACCUCCAAUUUCAGCCCCAUCCCACUCUCCGACUCUCCACGCAACCGACGUCAAAUACGAUCAGCAAGACCCCGAAGAAGACAUUACCAUCGGUACACGAACACCGAAACCCUACUGCCGUCAGAGCUCCGAGCUCCUCGAGCCCUCCGAACGACUCUUACACCGAGCAGCGACCGUGGCUCUGUCACAGCGUCAGCCCUCCCCUACAUCAGCCCACAACUCGAACCCGGCGAGCGAUAGCGGUACCGAAGCAGACGAUGAACAUUUCCUCAAGGGAUUGCCGGCCCCCAAAACCCGAUCACACAAGGGCUUACGUGGGAAGAACGAGCCGCUGUCGGGUACAUCAACACCCCUGCUUUCCCCCAACGCGCCAGACGAGAAUGGACGAGGCCCCGACCUGAACUCGAGAUCUGGCUUUUCCAUACGACUAAAAAGAAGUGAAGCCGAGAGAGCUCGUAGAAGGAAAGAAGUUGUUCGCCGUGGUGCCGAGGUGCUGCUGCUUGCUUGUCAGGGGGUGCUGGUAGCGUCAAACCAUGAUGUGCAGCCCUUUAUCCAAACAUAUCGAAAAGAACUCUCCGCCUUGGGCUGGCUAUUUUCGACACUACUUGCUCUUUACCCGCUGAGGCUCGUAGCUUGGGCAUAUCGUCGAGGCAACCCAUCGAACCAGUUGCCUCUUUCCGUCCCUACUUCCUUCGAUCCCGCUCCGGCGUUAUACCCACAGCUUAUACCGCUGUUCGUCUCGCUUCUUGUUGCACCAAAUGUCGAGGGUGUUGUGUUGCCAAACGUGAUUUUGAGCAUCUGCUCGCUACCAAGACCGUUGAUACCUGGCGCGGGAUACUGGGAAGAGUUCAGUUCUACACAGUGGCUUCUAUCUUGCAUUCCCCUUGUGGCGGGCGGCUCUGCUACGGAUCCCGAGAUCCUGACUUUGCUGUAUCCAUUGCACCAGACGCUAUGCUUGCUCUUGCAGCAACUUACCACGACUAGCCUGCUGAUUGCAGAAUUGCAAUUACUUUCCGUGGCCCUCAUUAACGUCCUUUUACUGGCACGAUCUCCCCAGGUCGUUAUUUUGAAGGCACUUCUCUGGGGAGGCGGUCUCGGCAUUAUCGCGCUAUGUGGUAAAGUCAUCCAAUGGGGUAUCUCUUUGGCUAGAGUACCAAAGUGGCGCUUCAAACGUCCUUCUGUCUCCAAGUCUGGAAGUACAUCUGGAUUCUGGAAGUUCUUCAGAGCCGCCAAACGUACAUACUAUGAUGGUAAAACUGACAACGAGGAGGUAUUAAGUGACUCCGAUCAUGUGGUUUCGGGCCAUAAUCGCAACCGAAGCUCCGCAACUCCUUCCUGGGAUUUGAGCUUCUUGAAAGGAAGGACAAGGGAGGAGAGCAUCACCAGCGCUGAAGAGAACUCACUUCGUCAAGCUAAUGGCGCGGAUGUUCGCUUUGAUGUGCAGGAGCCACCAUCGCCUCAGCAGCCCUCCUCACGAAGGCAUACAUUGCCUUCUCUGGGUAGAAUCACCAGCAUUGUUCGGUCCCAAACCACUCCUUCGGGUCGCCGGAAGCGCUCUGCCUCCUCCAGUGUACGCGCCUUCUUUUCCUUGACACAAGGACAAGCUGCUGUAAGGAAGUGGUUGUACGCCGGCUGGGUCUACGCUUGCAUACUGGUCGUCAUUUUGGUUGGCGUUCGAGAAUGUGUGGGACGAUACGCUCUGGCUGGACAAGAGCCCGUGGGGUGGGCGCUUGGUUAUCUAUUUGGCGACAUUCCUGAGUUCAGGCUCGAAGUCGUCAAGGCGGGUCUUGAAAGAUGGAUUUGCCUCCCGAUACGAGCCGAUGGUGAGGCUUCCGGCGCCUUGGGCGGCUGGGUUCAGUUGGUCCGGCAGUCUGUCUUCGGAGAAGCGAAUACCCGUCUCCUCCUCAGCGGCUACUGGCUAGUCAUCAUCAUAAUCGGCCUCGCCGUCGUGUUCCGCCUGUCGCCUUUUUACGAGGUUGAUACACGUCGGAAGGUCUUUCAUUUUAUGAUGGUCGCCAUGUUCUUGCCUACCAUCUUCAUUGACCCAACCUACAUCGCUCUGGCUUUGUCGAUCGUUCUCGCCAUCUUCCUUCUGGUUGACCUUCUCCGGGCCAGCCAGCUCCCCCCUUUGUCUACGCCUAUAGCCCAGUUCCUUACCCCAUACGUCGACGGAAGAGACCUACGCGGCCCCGUCGUAAUCUCGCACAUCUUCCUCCUUAUCGGAUGCGCCAUCCCUCUAUGGCUCAGCUUAGCCGCAUUGCCGCGCAUCGGAGAAGGCCCCUUAGCAGGAUGGGAGGUCCCGCUCCGUGACAUUAGCAUGGUCGCCGGAGUCGUAUGCGUGGGACUAGGCGAUGCGGCAGCUUCGCUGAUCGGAAGGAGAUGGGGUCACAGAAAGUGGCUCUGGGGAGGCGGCAAGAGCAUUGAGGGAAGCAUUGCGUUCGCGACAGCGGUGUUUGUGGGGUUGAUGACGGCUAAUGUUUGGCUGUUUGUUGGGGGCUGGCCCUCGACUGUCGGCAUGCUUUCUACGGUUGCCCGGGAAGCGGAACUUAAUGAUGGCUUUGGAUCGAGCGAGGGUGCGGCCGCGGGUGUCGGCGAGCUGGCGAUGGAUAUAAUCGGGAAGUUAUGGGAAGCCUUGUCUCAAUUGCCAAAGGCAUCGUGGUCGGCGACGGUGGUGAAGACGGCGGUAUGUGCUUGCAUGGCAUCGCUCACAGAGGCGGUGUUGACAGGAGGUAAUGAUAAUGUGGUCGUGCCGGUUGUGCUGUGGACUUGUGUCAAAAGUAUGGACAUGAAUUUGAGGUAGUGCCAGAGUAUGAUACUCCUGCUUAUUAUAGACGAAGAGAUAGAUAGACUAGGAAAGUGUUACAAAAUGUCCAAUCUUGUG